Mastomys coucha (southern multimammate mouse) is the source of this 1821-nucleotide messenger RNA. It is a transcript of the gene Prkcz, whose product is annotated as protein kinase C zeta. The record is from RefSeq and is a predicted model, not a curated record. Lineage: Eukaryota; Metazoa; Chordata; Mammalia; Rodentia; Muridae. Gene Ontology annotation, molecular function: protein binding; ATP binding; protein serine/threonine kinase activity. Gene Ontology annotation, biological process: protein phosphorylation. The transcript has 17 exons. The annotation marks the transcript as partial.
GCCCCGCGCACCGCCCAAGUUCCGCGGAGUUGGCGAGGUGGGUGCCCUCGGUCCCGCGCUGCGCGCUCCCUUCCGCGUUCCACCGUCUGCCCCGCCUGGUAACUCGGCCCUUCUCCGGGGCCGCUAGCCAUGGCCGGAGCGUCCUGGAAGCAAUGCUGACGGCGGCUGGCGAAGUGCGCCAUGCCCAGCAGGACGGACCCCAAGAUGGACCGGAGCGGCGGCCGCGUCCGUCUGAAGGCUCACUACGGCGGGGACAUCCUGAUUACCAGCGUGGAUGCCAUGACAACAUUCAAGGACCUCUGUGAGGAAGUGCGAGACAUGUGUGGCCUGCACCAGCAGCACCCACUCACCCUCAAGUGGGUGGACAAUGAAGGUGACCCUUGUACCGUGUCCUCACAGAUGGAGCUGGAGGAGGCCUUCCGCCUGGCCUGUCAGGGCAGGGAUGAAGUGCUCAUCAUCCAUGUUUUCCCAAGCAUCCCAGAGCAACCGGGCAUGCCUUGUCCUGGAGAAGACAAAUCCAUCUACCGCCGUGGAGCCAGAAGAUGGAGGAAGCUGUACCGAGCCAACGGCCACCUCUUCCAAGCCAAGCGCUUUAACAGGAGAGCGUACUGUGGCCAGUGCAGCGAAAGGAUAUGGAGUCUCUCAAGGCAGGGCUACAGGUGCAUCAACUGCAAGCUGCUGGUCCAUAAACGCUGCCACGUCCUCGUCCCGCUGACCUGCAGGAGGCAUAUGGAUUCUGUCAUGCCUUCCCAAGAGCCUCCAGUAGAUGACAAGAACGAUGGUGUAGACCUUCCUUCAGAAGAAACUGAUGGAAUUGCUUAUAUUUCUUCAUCUCGGAAACAUGACAAUAUCAAAGAUGAUUCUGAGGACCUUAAGCCUGUCAUCGAUGGGGUGGAUGGGAUCAAAAUCUCUCAGGGGCUGGGGCUGCAAGACUUCGACCUCAUCAGAGUCAUCGGGCGUGGAAGCUAUGCCAAGGUCCUCCUGGUGAGGCUGAAGAAAAACGACCAGAUUUAUGCCAUGAAGGUGGUAAAGAAGGAGCUUGUCCAUGACGAUGAGGAUAUCGACUGGGUGCAGACAGAGAAGCACGUGUUCGAGCAGGCGUCUAGCAACCCCUUCCUGGUUGGCUUACACUCCUGCUUCCAGACAACGAGCCGGUUGUUCCUGGUCAUAGAGUAUGUCAACGGGGGAGAUCUCAUGUUUCACAUGCAGAGACAGAGGAAGCUUCCAGAGGAACAUGCCAGGUUCUAUGCUGCUGAGAUCUGUAUCGCUCUCAACUUCCUGCACGAGAGGGGGAUCAUCUACCGGGACCUAAAACUGGACAACGUCCUCCUUGAUGCCGAUGGACACAUUAAGCUGACAGACUACGGCAUGUGCAAGGAAGGCCUAGGCCCUGGUGAUACAACAAGUACUUUUUGUGGAACCCCGAACUAUAUCGCCCCCGAGAUCCUGCGAGGAGAAGAGUACGGGUUCAGCGUGGACUGGUGGGCACUGGGUGUACUUAUGUUUGAGAUGAUGGCUGGGCGCUCCCCCUUUGACAUCAUCACGGACAACCCUGACAUGAACACUGAAGACUACCUUUUCCAAGUUAUCCUGGAAAAGCCAAUUCGGAUUCCCCGUUUCCUGUCUGUCAAGGCCUCACAUGUCUUGAAAGGAUUUUUAAAUAAGGAUCCCAAAGAGAGGCUUGGCUGCCGGCCACAGACUGGGUUUUCCGACAUCAAGUCCCACGCUUUCUUCCGCAGUAUAGACUGGGACCUGCUGGAAAAGAAGCAGACCCUGCCUCCCUUCCAGCCCCAGAUCACAGAUGACUAUGGCCUGGACAAC